Molecule: messenger RNA, 2085 nt
Organism: Alternaria conjuncta
Lineage: Eukaryota; Fungi; Ascomycota; Dothideomycetes; Pleosporales; Pleosporaceae
Exons: 3
Coding region: 1-2085 (694 amino acids)
Biological process (GO): fatty acid beta-oxidation using acyl-CoA oxidase; lipid homeostasis
Cellular component (GO): peroxisome
Molecular function (GO): fatty acid binding; acyl-CoA oxidase activity; FAD binding
Source: RefSeq, a predicted model, not a curated record
AUGAAGCCAACACCGGACUGGGUAAAGCAGCUGAAGCCUUCGGGCAUUCAAGGCCACGAAUUGCUCAAGGCUGAACGCGAAAACUCCAAUGUACCCGUCCAGGAGCUAGAAGUCCUCCUACACACGCAAGAUGUCAUCGACAGGAGGAACAAGAUCCUUGACAUUCUCAAGUCAGAGAAGGUCUUCGACAAGUCGCAGAACUACUUCAUGGGAAGGAUCGACAGAUUCGAGAGGGCGCUUGCAAGGGAGAAGAGACUCAGAAUCUUGAAGAAGCAACACAACUGGUCUUUUGACGAGUUCCGGACUGCUACAGAACUUGUUGGUGAACCCGGACCAUACGGACUCCACGACUCUAUGUUUAAGGUUACACUUGAAGGUCAGGGUACGCCGGAGCAGCAGGAAAAGUGGCUCACCAAGGCCAACAACUACGAGAUCAUCGGAUGUUAUGCUCAGACUGAGCUUGGCCAUGGUUCUAACGUUCGAGGACUUGAAACAACCGCCACCUGGAACAAGGAGGACAAGACCUUCACCAUCCACUCCCCACAUCUGACCGCCAGCAAAUGGUGGAUUGGAUCCCUAGGUCGCACAGCUAACCACGCGGUCGUCAUGGCUCAGCUCAUCAUUGAUGGCAAAUCAUACGGGCCGUCUCCCUUCUGCGUCCAGAUCCGUGAUCUGAAGACACACGAGCCGCUCGACAACAUUCACAUCGGAGACAUCGGUCCCAAGUUCGGUUACAACACCAUGGACAACGGUUUCCUUCUGUUCAAUCACGUCAAGAUUCCCCACAUCAGCAUGCUGGCUCGUUACACAUUCGUUGACCCCAACACGAACAAGUUUGGACGCCGUGGCGCGCCUUCCCUCGUCUAUGGAACUCUCACUUGGGUUCGAUCGACCAUCGUCAUGCAAGCCGGUAGUGUGCUCGCUCGGGGUGUUACCAUCGCAACCCGUUACUGCGCUGUGCGACGGCAAUUCCAGGACCGAGAUGCUCCCGCUGGUGAGGCUGAGACUGCUGUUCUGAACUACACUAUGGUGCAGAUUCGGUUGCUUCCUCUUCUCGCCGCUACCUUUGCUUUACAUUUCACCGGAAAGUCGAUGAUGGACAUGUACCAGGAGAACCAGAAGAGGAUCGCCCAGGGCAACGCUACCAAUGCACCAAGCAAGCGUGGAGCUGGGCCAGAGGAGGUGCAAUCAGGCAGCGAUAUGUUGGCAGACCUGCACGCGUCUUCAUGCGCAUUGAAGUCGCUUAGCAGUUCGAUCGCAGCGGAGGGUCUCGAGGUCUGCCGACGAGCCUGUGGUGGUCACGGCUACUCAAGCUUCAGCGGUAUCGGGCCGUGGUACUCUGACUACCUGCCCACUACCACAUGGGAGGGUGACAACUACAUGUUGACCCAGCAAGUUGCGCGAUACAUGCUCAAGUCCGCCCGUUCCGUACUCAAGGGAGAAAAGCCGACGAACGACACAACUCAGAUCCUUUCUCAAUUCCAUGCACGCCGCGACAUUGGCUGCGCAUUCGACGUUAUUGGCGACGACGACGACCUCGUCAACGCCUUCGCUUGGCGCGUCUCGUUCCUCACCUUCGAAGCCAGCAAGCACCGCGACGAGCAGAAGAAGCCCUGGAACGACCUGCUCGUCGACUUCUACCGCCUCAGCAAGGCCCACGCACAGUACAUGGUCGUAAAGAACAACCUGUCUGCGCUCAGGAACAUCGCAAAGGCAGGCAACGUUGACAAGAACAUUGUCGACGUGCUGAUGAAGCUGUUCCGUCUCUUCGCUCUGCACACACUUGAGCAAGAAGGCUCCGAAUUCUACGCUUCAGGCGCAUGCAGCAAGCACCAGAUUUCGCUCGCGAGGACCAACACUGUCAUGAACCUGCUCAAGGAAAUCCGCCCACACGCUGUCAGGCUUGUGGAUGCCUGGGGUUUCGAUGACUGGGUCUUGGACAGCAGUUUGGGUCGCGCAGACGGCAAGGUCUACGAGGAUAUGUUCUACAGGGCUAGCGAACUCAACCCGCUCAACAACUACACCGUUGAUCCGUAUCCGGAUAGCGAUGUCUUGUUCAAGCGCAUCGAGAAGAGCAAGUUGUAG